UGUUCAGAGACUGCUGACCAUUGAGGUCACCCACGUCCCUUCAAGAUGAAAGCCGUGGUGCUGACCUUGGCUGUGCUCUUCCUCACCGGGAGCCAGGCUCGGCAUUUCUGGCAGCAAGAUGACCCCCAGUCAUCCUGGGAUCGGGUGAAGGAUUUUGCCACCGUGUACGUGGAUGCAAUCAAAGACAGUGGCAGAGACUAUGUGACCCAAUUUGAAGCCUCCGCUUUGGGAAAACAGCUCAACCUGAAACUCCUGGACAACUGGGACAGCCUGACCAGCACGUUUGCCAAAGUGCGCGAACAGCUGGGCCCGGUGACCCGGGAGUUCUGGGACAACCUGGAAAAGGAGACAGAGUCGCUGAGGCAGGAGAUGAACAAGGACCUGCAGGAGGUGAAGCAGAAGGUGCAGCCCUACCUGGACGAAUUCCAGAAGAAGUGGCAGGAGGAGCUGCAGAUCUACCGCCAGAAGGUGGCGCCGCUGGGCGAGGAGUUGCGCGAGGGCGCGCGCCAGAAGGUUCAGGAGCUGCAGGACAAGCUGACCCCGCUGGCCGAGGAGAUGCGCGACCGCGCGCGCGCCCACGUGGAGACCCUGCGGCAGCAGCUGGCGCCUUACAGCGACGAACUGCGCCAGCGCAUGGCCGCCCGCUUCGAGAUGCUCAAGGAGGGCGGCGGCAGCCUGGUCCAGUACCACGCCAAGGCCAGCGAGCAGCUGAAAGCGCUGGGCGAGAAGGCCAAGCCCGCGCUGGAGGACCUCCGCCAGGGCCUGCUGCCCGUGCUGGAGAACCUCAAGGUCAGCAUCCUGGCCGCCAUCGACGAGGCCUCCAAGAAGCUGAAUGCCCAGUGAGAUGCCUUGGGCUCCCCUCGCCAUCAGUUCAGUUUCUUAGAAUAAGCAUUUUCGGAGCGGGACGGGUGUGAUGGGUUGUAUGUUUUUUGGAAGCUUCGAUGAUGAUUUUUAAACAAUAAAGAGUUCUCCAAAA
Molecule: messenger RNA, 976 nt
Organism: Balaenoptera acutorostrata (minke whale)
Lineage: Eukaryota; Metazoa; Chordata; Mammalia; Artiodactyla; Balaenopteridae
Gene: APOA1
Product: apolipoprotein A1
Exons: 4
Coding region: 46-843 (265 amino acids)
Biological process (GO): lipoprotein metabolic process; lipid transport
Cellular component (GO): extracellular region
Molecular function (GO): high-density lipoprotein particle receptor binding; lipid binding
Source: RefSeq, a predicted model, not a curated record